This is a messenger RNA of Bombus terrestris (buff-tailed bumblebee), 8632 nucleotides long. Its product is annotated as post-GPI attachment to proteins factor 2-like. The transcript is spliced from 5 exons. NCBI's taxonomy places the organism in Eukaryota, Metazoa, Arthropoda, Insecta, Hymenoptera, Apidae. The record is from RefSeq and is a predicted model, not a curated record. Bases 384 to 1148 code for a protein of 254 amino acids. Gene Ontology annotation, cellular component: endoplasmic reticulum membrane; Golgi membrane. Gene Ontology annotation, biological process: GPI anchor biosynthetic process.
ACAGCUUUCAAAUAAAUUCAAAGAAGUUUCUAUCAUUCAUCAAAUCAUUGGUCGCGUGAACAAAGUUGACCAUUGUUGCGAAUUCCGUGCAGGAGUGUCAUAGUCAUAAAUAUAAUAAAUCGCCUCCAGGCAAAUGUCACGAACGACGCGUUAUCCGUGGCCCGUGACAGUGCCUUUGUUUGCUAUAAAUAGAAAAAGUAGGUUAUCCGCGAAAUCAAUUCUGAAAAUAGAGCAUAUUAUGAAACUUUUAAAAGAACGUUUUGAUUUUUUUAAUGAAAAUUGAAAGGAGAAAUGAUUUUAAUAUAGAUUGAUUCAGAUCUUGCAUCCUUUUAAACUCUCUUUUUAUUUUGUGCGUCAAUGCCAAAAUAUUAGAUAAUUUCACUAUGGAACUGAACAAUGUGGGAAACAGUAAAAGUUCCAUAUAUAUGGCAAUAUCAUUUAAAAAAUUGUGUUUGGCAACAGUGUCUUUACCUCUGGUCACACUUUUAGUCUGUUUUGUUACAGCAUAUAUCUUUCAACAAGAUGAUAUCCAUGAAACACACUGCAGGGUUUAUAAUGUACUUCCAUCAAUCUCAGCUAUUACUGGUAUAUCUCCUCAACGAUAUUUGUGGCGCAUAAGCAUAGCUCUACACAUAGGUCCUCGCUUAAUUAUUGCUACUGUAUAUCAUUCAUAUUAUUAUAAAAUACUUAAAACAGUUGAAGAUGUACCUUCCAAAAUUAUGGGAUUUAGACUUUUAAAUCUAUGUUAUUGGUUAAGCAUGGCAGAAGUGGCAGCGCUAUGUGGAGUCACAUAUAUUUCUAACAGAGAAAAUUAUUAUGUGCAUGAAAAAAUUUUCAUUAUCUUUAUGAUCAGUUCUUUAACAUAUAUGCUAGCAGAAGUGAGAUUGGGUCGUCUUGUAACACCAAAUGCACUAAGUCUUCAAUACAAACAGGCACUUUUUAUAACUAGUCUUGUUAGUACUGUUGGUCUCAUCGUUUUCUUUCUAAAGCAUAGGUUACUGUGUCAUGAUCUCGCAUUUAGCUGGUUUUCCUUUUGUGAGUAUGUGAUUGCCUCUGCAAAUAUGGGUUUUCAUGUAACCGUAAUUCUAGACUUUCCCAAGGAGCAGCUGGUUGUUGGAAAUGGUUUACCUGCCUCAAAGGUGGAUUAACUUGUAACAUUUUAUAUUCAUUAUUAUCUUAUUAUUGUCAUCAAAGUGCCUACUGCCACUGUCUGGAAGUGCUAUUGCCAAAAGUGAAAAAGUAUAUAAUACCAUACUAUAUAUAGCUGAGUAUCCACUGAUGAAUAUUGGUAAAUAUUUCUUAAUAAACUAAUUGUACAUUAUAUGAAUGAAAUCAAAACCUUAAUGAAAUCAAAUAUUCAAUAUUCUUAUCUUAAGGAAAACAAUUACGAAUGCAAGAUCUAUAUAACAGUUAUAAUUUAUAUUUCUCCUUUUUAUAAACUUAUUUUGACUGAUUAUAAAUUUAUUUAAAUUAUAAUUUAUACUCGACAGUAUUUUUAAAAAUAUUUAUUUGUGACGUAUUUAGAUAUUUGAAUAAAUAUAUCACAGAUAAUAAUUUUUAUUAAAAGAUAUUUUAUAUAUUUGGUGGAUUUAAAGCACAGCAGAUGUGCUUUAAUCAGUAGAUGUUUUCUUUUAGCAAAUUUUAUCAAAAUAGUAUUAAUUAUAUUCUUUUAUGUAAUGCUGCAGAUAUGUAAGAUAGUUUUUACUUUAGCAUUUCUUAGUUACUGAUGACUUUUUUCAUAAAUACACUUUCAAAUUAUUUCCAUAUGAAAAUUAUUUCAUAUGAAAUAUGAAAACAAUUGAAGAUUAAAGCUAAAAUGGAAAAAAUAUAUUUUAAAAAAUCUAGCGCUUCCAAAGUAUGGCACUGGUAUCUUCCCAGGCAAUGAGAAAAAAUCUUAAAUGGCCUUUUAGGUAAUGAGAAUUUGUAGUGAUACGGGACAAAUGUGUAUCCUACAUACAAACAAUAUUAAGCUUAAAAGUCCAAAAUAAUGAAAUUUCAUAUUUAAUUUAUGUGCAUCUAUUGCAAAAAGAAAAAAGAAGAAUUAUUAUUAGCACAAAGUAAAUGCUCUUUUAUAGUGAAUUUUAAAUUGCUUCUCUGUAAGUUCUUUAAGAUGUGAGAUUUCUAGUCAGUAUUUCAUUCUAGUCCUUUUACAAUUUUUUUUCUUUUUUUCUAUCUUUUUUUAUCUGCUUUAAAAGGAGCAUCGUUAUCAUGUCAUGAAUUUUUGACACAUUGUUAGCAUGUAGGAUGCAUUUACCUACGUUUAUGAAAUAACUGUAUGUAAUUUUAAUUUAAGAUACAGUAGAGAUAUUGUUCAUCAUUGUACAGUUGUAAUACCAUUAAUAUAUUUUAUCGUAUCCAUAUAAUACACAAAUCACACAUCAUAUAAAAUUGAAAGGAAAAAUAUAACCAAAAGAGAUAUAAGUUACUCAAUAUUCACGUAACAUGGAUUAUAGCAAUACUGUGUUAUGAACAUAAGGAUGAAUUACCAUGUUCAUAUAUGUAGCAUAUAAUCUUUAAGUGCAAUCGAUUGGUAUUCAAAGUAAUCUCAACGAAAAUAGAAAAUGCUGACAGAAAGUGAAAUUGAUGACUAUCUUGUACGAUAUAUUCCCGACCAAAGCAUGAAUAUUACGUCCAAAAAUCACGGAGUAAAUUGAAUUGAUAAUUCAAAUCACUGUUUGUACUUGUACUAAAUUUUAUAAUCACAUUACACCCUUUCAAGAUACUCACGUUAAAUAUUUCACAGAAAGUAUUAAAUAAGAAAAAGGAAAAGCUGUUUAUGAUGAAGUACACUAUUGUUGUUAUUGGAAUCAGUUGUAUAAAUCCCAAACAUUACACAUAUAAUUAUGAGAAUAUUACGUAAGUAAGAUCAUGAUUAUGUUUCUUAAAAAUUUUGUUUCAAAUGCAACUAGCUUGAAGUAUGUUUACAUCGUAUAAUUUGGUAUAAGGAAUUUUUUCUUAUAUUGCUUUUACUCAUUUGUUGAUAAAUACAUGUCGUCAAUGUAUUUCUGUAUUAUUUACAAAAACGAUUACAUAGCAUUUCCUUCUUUGCUGAAAUAUAUUAAAUUAUUGUUUUAUAAAUUCGAUUGCCAAGUGUUCAAAAGCAUGUGAAAAUUGUAAGUCAUGUACAAUCACUCGAGCAACAUAUAUUGGUGGUUCUUAUUGUAAUACAAAAGCAAGCGUUUAUACUCGUUUAGAUAAAUAUUUAUAAGAAGGGAGCCAUCUUCAAUUUCGAUAAUCUUUUAAUAUAUUGUCAAAAUCACCAUCCUAAAUUGUAUUGUGAACUCGUACCCCGUAAAAGCUAAACUUACCGUAUCUAUUAAAUCCUAUUUAAAUUGAAAUAGGAGUUGGAUUAGCUUAGAUCUUUUUCGGGUGAGAGUGCAGGGGCUGGGAUAAAGUCCCUCCCAUGUCCACACUUUUACUGCAUAACAUACAUCAUUUUGUAGUAACGAAAUUAAAUACAACGAGCUGUUCAUUACUGAUCGUGAGUUAUCUUUUUUUUUUUUUGUUGAAAAGGUUUAAAAAGUUAGUUCUGUAGGAGUUAUAAGAAAUAUCAAUAACAUAGACUUCAGUAUGUAAAGGCGAAGAAGAAAGAUAAACAAGAGCAUUCGAUUUACAUUUAUACAUUUUACUAAAUACAAAUGGCACCCAAGAAAUUAUGUGUUUUUGAGUAAACGUUUUUUCAUAAUAACUUUUUAAUAAACAGUGACCUCCAACUAAAACCUUCACGACACUACCUAGGAUGAUGACACUGAUAACAUAUUAAAAAAUUAUCGGAAGUGGAGCUGCCUUUCUGUAAAUAUCUACUUUCGUUCGUAAUCGUGACACAGAAAUAAUUACGGGCUAUUACUAAUUAAUUUAUCGGUACAUAUGUUAAAAUCUGUGCCAAGUGAUGUAUUAAAGAUAUUGUAUGUAUAUGUACCAUAUUGCAUAGAUUUUGAUUUGACAACAGAAUAUCUUUAAUGAAUCACUUAUUCAUAAUUAACCAUUUUUAUAAUUUUACUUUGUUUGAAUAUAUGUACUAUUUCGAAAUUGAACGAAUUUCUAUACUUGAUGCACACAAAAUGAAACAUACUGUUUUUCUAUGAUAAUUGCAAAAAUAAUUUAUUUUGCGCUAUAUAGGACGUUUCAAAGAGGAUGUACAAAUUUUUGGGAGAUUAUUAGUGUAUGUUUAGUUAAUAAAUUACAAUUUUAUCGAUAUCGUAAUAAACUUAUAGAUUUAAUGAAAAUAUUGCGUGAUUAUAAAUAAACAAAUAAUUGAAAUUAAACUUGGAUUUCUAUUGUGAAGUAGUUAAGAAAAUUAUUUUAAUUAUUAUAAAUAGAAAAUUUAUAUAAACCUACAAAACUAAAAAUAUUUGUGUUCACACAAUAUAGCUAAAAUAAUUCUCAAUUUAAUUAUUAAUUAGCAUAAUAUAUUUUUUAUUGAAAAAUUUAUUUUUCGCUAAAACAAUCUCCCAAACAAUUUUUCAGAAUCUUUCUCUCUCUGGCGUACGACAACUUACGUGAGAACAUAUUUGGAAUUACUAUAAAUAUUGAUACGUACAUUUAACUAGAUAAUAUUGUAUCCAUCGCUAUUCAUUUCAGUAUCUGAUUUUAUAGAAAACUUGUACAUAAAUAUUAUCUUUAUAUUAUAUAAACAAUCACUCGCUUGUUCAAGCGGCAGAGAAAGGUACCACAGUUCAUAUAAAAUAGGAUCGUCUUUGUCGAUGUCAGAUUGUGACUUGUAGCAACCUUGACUUGUGUAAGAAUCUCUAUUUAAUUAUGUCAGCCAGUUGGCAUGAUAACACUAUUAUGAAAUAGGCUGAAUGUGUCCGUGUGGCUGUUCGAACAAGUCUAUUCUGUAAAAUACAUAGUUGGAAGCGGGUUCUGGAGCAGAGUCUUACCUGCACUAUAAUUCUAGCAAUUAUGUAUUAAAACCGCCAUACUUACACUUUGCUCUCUCUGGCUCGUGUGUACAUAGAGCAAAUGCACAUAUACAUAUAUACAGAUACGAACAUAGUCGAAAAUAUUGAAAAUACAAUGAGAGAAAUUUUUUAUCGCGAUUCGAUAAAUUGUAUUCAUACUCGGAUCAAGAGAGUUGAUGGUAACAGUUGGUAUAUAGAAUUUUGAUUGAUCGAAGAUUAUGAGGGUAUUCUAGUUUAGAAAGCUUAAAAUUCGAUUUUUGGAUCUUUUCAUUGCAUAGGUGAUAAAACUGUGUUCCUAAAAUAUUUAUGUAGGUAUAUGAUACGCAUAAAAUUGAGAUAGCGAUACACAGGUUUAACAAUUCAUAAGUAUUGGGACAUUUACUGAUUUUAUGUACCAUGUAAUAAUUAAUCCAGAUUAUUAAGAAACCCAUUAAUCGGUCAGAAUUAUGCAUUUCGAGUUAAGAAUAUGUGAAAAAUAUUUAUAAAUGUUAUUUAUGCAGAAAUUGUGGAAAAUAAUAAAUUGUAUAUUGAAGUCCGCAAUUUAUUAAUUUAAAUUUCAGGCUGAUAUAUUCAUGGAUGGCAACGAUUCAAAACCAGCAAAAAAUAUUUGUAAAAGUUAUUUACAAAAAUUAUAGAAAACAAUUAAUCGACAAUUCUAUACUGACACUAACAAUUCUUUGAUUUGAUCACUUCAUUGAAAAUAUUUUAAAUGAAUUAAAUAUUUUUGUUAUUAAUUUGUAUUAAUCUUUUUUAUUUUUGAAAUACAUGAAACCAAAGAUCAACAAAUACGGUGGACAAUCUAAUAAUAUCAGAAUCCCGAGAAAAUAAACGUUAAUUGCAUUAUUUAUAAUUGACGACAUUUUUAUACCAUAUAUAUACAUUAUACAGAUGUUCUAUAUUAUAAAAUUUUAAACCAAUUAUAAUAAUUAGACUGCGGAUGUUUAUAAAUAUAAAAUAUGCAGAUAUAUACAUACAAAUAAACAAAAAUGUCAGAAAUAUAUUUAAUGUAUGUUUAAAAUUUCAAAUAUUUAACAAUUGAAUAUCUAGCAAGAUAUUUAAUAUCUAAUAUCUAUUUACGUCUAAUAAUAAAUUACUUGAUGAUAUUUGCGUGUAAAAUAUAACACUCGUCAGUCUUUUUAAAUAUUUGUGUCUCAAAAAAUUGAAGAACAGUUCUCAGACAUUUCCAUCCUACUCGCCACACGGUUCACGUUGGAAGUAACGAUGCGAAUUAAUCAAAUCAAACUAUCUUAAUUCGAAACACGUGGUACUAUGACGCUUAACCAACCAUACGAAAUUUCAAAUACACAGUUUAACGUAGUUCAUAUUUAACAUCGAUUACAUAUUGUUAUUAGCACGUUAUACAGUUAUGAUAAACUAAAUCAAUAUAAUAGGAUAAAUACGUCACAUAAGCAUAUAAUAUGUUUUUACAUAUGUAUUUAAACAUAAAUGUGCAAUAUAUCUACAUUAUGCAAAGAGUGGAAAACAAAAAAAGCAAAUUUUUUUAGUCUUUUAGUCACAUAACAAAUUUCUAUCGGGUUUUCGUUUUUCUACUUGAAUUCUAUAAAAAUAUGCACUUGCAUAAACUUCUGCAGUCUAACAACAACUCCAAAGGUUUUAAUCUGAUGUUACUGAUGCUAUUAAAAUAAAAUAUUUAAUAAAAUCAAAUUUAUUAGGUUCAUCUCAUUUUCCGUAUUGUGUCCUAAUACUUAUGAAAUACUUAAGGUGUAAGCUAAUUAAAGCUAAUUAUAAUGACGCCGAAAAGUUUGAAUGCAUUCUGCCUAAGCUAGUAUCUCUCAAAUUGGUGGCACAGUUCUCUCGAAAACCAUCAAUUGACUUGUGCUUUUACACAUAUACAGAAUAACAUUGGCUAUUGUUUGAAUUAGAAUUAUAUCGUUACCUACGAUUUCUUCUCUUUUAAGAUUAAAAACAGUCGCAGAGACCGACGUUUUGACAAAUGUUGUAUGUACAUUACUUAUAAUAGUACGGACGAUAUUUAACUUAUAUAAAUUUAAAAUAAUACUAAAAUAAUUCAUUUGCGUCAUGAGAUGUUUAAUCUGUGCCACCAUUUAUCUAAAACUAAUAUAACCUUUAUUUUACUAUAUUGUGAUAUUGACACGAACUAUUCGAAAUAUCUACAUACAAUAUUUUUUGUCACGUACCAAAAGUCAAUAAAAAAAAAUCGUCUAAAUCGGAAUAUCCCAUAAAGUUUACGAUUAAAGAGAUGAAAAAUGAAAAAUGUCGGGACAACUUUUAGAGAUAUACAUGUGUAUUAUUUAUUUAAUAUCUCUAAAUCGUUGCAUGCAUGUACGCACAUUAGUAUUUUCGAGAGGAGCUUUUUACCAUUUGACGACGCAAGUUUCAACAGGUAUUUAAAAUUUCAUCUUGGAAAGAUGGAAUUUGUAGAAUACACGAUAAAAAAAAAAUUGUAAGAGACUUUUAUUAUGAUAAUACACUCGCGCUCUCAGAAUGAUUAAAGAGAAAACAAUACACUUGAUGAAAUUAUGAUGAAAUUAAUUAAAAAUAUUUGCUCUACUCGUAGGAUAUUAUUCGUGUUUUUUGUUCUUUAGGCCGACAAUAUUAAGUUUAAGGUCAAAAUUUUACGUAUAGUUAUUUGCAAGUAAGAUACGAGACAUAGUCUCGUAACUAUAGAACCAUUCUAAAAUUUUAUAUUCUGUAUAUGUUAUUAAAUUUCCAACUCUUAUCAACAAUAAAGAAAAAGGAACGAAGCGUACCAUGUUUUAAAUCAUACUAAGAAACCAUAUUUCGUUUAAAAUAAACAAGAAUAGAUUAAAUUUCACUGGCAAAAAGGCAACUACAAGUGAAAACGUAAAAAACUAGAUUACUCUUUCUUUCAUAACAGCAGAACCAAUAUAACAAAAUAUUUAAUUACACAAAAAUUGAGACCGUUAUCAGAAUACAAUAAAAUGAAAUUAUAAGAGUAAUCUACGUAAUAAUAUGUGAAAUCCCUUCUAUUUUCAAUACGUUUAACUGUUCGAUUUUACAUACUUUUAAUCAGAUUCUGUCGUGUUGUAUCUUUUACCUCGUACUUGCAUAGAAACUACAACUUUUAGAAUGGUUUUAUAGUUAUAAGACACAGAGUAUAUACAUAUAUAUUUUUUCCUGUUUUUAUUAAAGAUUCAGGAAUUCCGCACACCAGAAGCUUUGUAAACUUAAUCGAACGUAUUAAUUAGCAAUAAUGAAACAACCAAAACAUAUCGAUUCGAUACAAUGGUCGAAACUUUGAUUUCUGUAUAAAAAUGUGGAUUUAUCGCCAUUUACAAUAAAAAUAGCGGGAAAUUAGAAAAGAUUCGCAAUUUAUUGAAAUGAAAAAUUUUAAACAUUUCCAUACGAAUGAUAUGUUUUAUUUUUACAUAAUUUAGAUAUCGAAAUUAUUCUUUUAAUUCAAUAAGCAAUACGCCCAGAAAUGGAAAUCUUAAUAAUAUUUCUUUCGCGAUACGCCAAUUAUUUAAAUAAUCGACAAUUCUGUGAUAAUCGGCACAAAUAUAUAGCUGUUUUGCUGUUUGUAUAGUAAUUCGCGAAGUAUACGUAUUGUUAUUUAUACAGUAUUUAGUUAAGUUAGUGUAGUUAAAAAAUAGUAAUAUAUAAUUUGUUUACAAUUUUUCCAGAUCUGUUCCUCUUUAAUUUCGAAUAGCGAUUUUGUUAUAUAUAGGUUGCGUAUCUUUGUACAAAUUUAUAUUCUUAUGAAUAUGAUUAAAAAGAUGGAACAUAGA